AAGAAAUCAUUACAAUGUAAACACUUCGAUGUAUUAUAUACAUGGGUCAAUGGAAGUGAUCCACAAUGGAUUAAAGAAAGGAUGGCUACAGAAAUGAGGCUUGGAAUACCAUAUCAAGGUAUAUGGCGAUAUAGAGACGUGAUGGGUUUAAAGUAUUCAUUGAGGAGUAUUAAGAAACAUUUGCCAUGGGCCAGACGUAUAUUUGUAGUGACGGCACAACAGUAUCCGACAUGGUUCAAUCAGACAAUGGAUGACUUUGAUACUGGUGUCAAGUUCAUCUUCCACGAUCAAUUAUUCCACAACAAGAGUCAUUUACCAACAUACAGUUCAUCCUCAAUCGAAGCAAACUUUUGGAACUUACCAGAUACCGUCUCUGAUUGCUUCAUAUAUCUAAACGAUGAUAUAUUCUUUUCAUCAGACAUCAGACAGGAUGACCUUUAUCGAAUCGACACUGGACAAGCACUUCAUUUCACAGGAUGGAAGGCACCUGUUCGUUUGGAACUUCAACAGACAAAUCCAUAUCAUGCAUCACAUGCUUACACGAAUGGAUUGUUGGACAAGAUGUGGGGAAUAGAGACAAGAAACUACUUUGCUCAUGGUGCAUUAUUGUUGAACAAACGUAUCCUAUCACUGAUAAGGGAUACAUUCAGCAAAGAGUUGGACAAUGACAGUGCCUCACCAUUCAGAUCGAAAUCAAUGUUUGUUCUACAGUUUGUUUAUGUUCACUUCGUAUCGAGGUUCAUCGAGUCGUACACUGGCCGUCAAGAUUUCAACUAUUAUGGCGAGAUUAGAGAUUGGCCCAAUCACAUGGAACGACUGACCAAGGACAUCAUCCAGAAGCGACCAAAAUGUGUCUGUCUCAAUGAUGGCCUACAAGAGAACUUCAAUCAAACUGUGCUCACAACUCUCGAACACAUGUUCGAGACACUAUUUCCAGAUAAACAAAGUUGGGAG
Molecule: messenger RNA, 954 nt
Organism: Acytostelium subglobosum LB1
Lineage: Eukaryota; Evosea; Eumycetozoa; Acytosteliales; Acytosteliaceae
Exons: 3
Molecular function (GO): transferase activity, transferring phosphorus-containing groups
Source: RefSeq, a predicted model, not a curated record